AUGGUUCUCGCCCACAAAAACCAAUCCCAGGCCAUAACAUUAUCGUUAAGACACCAAGCCCAAGCUGAUAUUAACCCCACCAUCACCUGCUUUUGCCCAUCUUGUCACCGUACCCUUUCUAAGUCUAAACUCACCAUACGAUGUCUUCCCUGCCAAACACUGACGAGUUCUCCGACAUCUCAUCCCUCUACGGCCCAGGCAUCCUGGUACUGCCUCCUAGCCUCCGUUACCAUCACCUGGCUCUUCAACCACAACCAACACGGCAAAGACACCUUAACCAACGAUCUAAUCGCAGCCCUUGCCUUCCCAGCCGUGACAUCAGGCCACGCGUUGCACCUCAUCCUCUCCGCACCACCCUACCGAUGGGAACAAUACGGCUGCUUUGACGAGUCACUUCGAUUUCGCAUCUGGCUCGCGUGUCCCCACGACUUUGACACCGCGAGCAUCAACCGGUAUUACCGGGCGGUAGAAGCACCCCUGGCUGUGUGUAACCAGUUUGUUCAGCUGGGAAUCAUUCUCUUGUUUGCAGCUGCUGGGACACGCCGGCCUUGGAGCGCGUCUUGGAUCUUUUGCGUAUGGCUGCUGACCAUGUGGACGGAGUCGGUCAUGUUGCUGAAGGGGGGUGUUCGGCUAUUUUUCUACUACGUUCUGAUGUCAACAGCGUUUGCAUGCUCGUCACCUUGGCUGAAUUUCGUUGACAAGUUUGCGUGGGGAAUGAGGGGGGAUGGUUCGUCAAGUCGCAUCAUCCCAGCGCAUCGACUGGAUAUGUCUCGACUUUUAGACGCUGGCAAGAUCGGCGGUUUCCUGAUUUUACCUUUCAGUAAAUUCUUGAUUCGGGUCAAGGAUGUUGUCCUGUCGGUGUGGAGGUUUCGUGAUGUCAAAGGCCAUCAAGACAUUCUCCAAGAGUUUCAAGAACUGUGGUUCAGGCUGGCUUCGUGGCCCUAUCCUUCUUCUGUUUUAUGUGGCGAGCUUCAUUGUAUCAGGAUUAUACGCACAAAGGGCUCCGUUCCUGGCCCAGGGAGUGUCGUUCUACGGCACCAGAAGUCCAGCGGCGAUCACCGGCCUUGA
Messenger RNA from Podospora pseudocomata, 1068 nucleotides. RefSeq lists its product as uncharacterized. The transcript has a single exon. NCBI's taxonomy places the organism in Eukaryota, Fungi, Ascomycota, Sordariomycetes, Sordariales, Podosporaceae. The record is from RefSeq and is a predicted model, not a curated record. The coding region runs from base 1 to 1068 and encodes 355 amino acids.